AGCAAACAUGUCCGCGGUCAUUUGAAAACUUACCGCAGUCUCUUUUGGGCACCGGGUGUGUUUUUGUUUAUGCUCCUGACAACUUCACUGACGCAUUAAGUAGUUGAGGACUCCGCGACAAGAGCCAGAAUAUUCGUUAUUAUCAGAAAUAAUGCUGAUAUCUGGGACUCAUGUCGGAAGUCGUGUAUGAAGAGACAGCCACGAUGAUUGCCGCUGGGGAAUUGCAGUCGUUUGUCCCAUUUGGCCGUGAUCACUGCAGGAAACAUCCCAAUGCCUUCAACCUGCAGCUGCGGGAGCUCCAGCCCGCCUCCGAGUUGUGGUCUUCGGACUGCGCUGCCGGCCUGGUGGGCUCCCUGCAGGAAGUCAGCCUACAGGAGAAAGAGAAGGAAAGCUGGCAGCUCAGGAAGGGCAGUGUAGACGCCCUGGAGCAGGAUGUGGAGUUUGAAGAGGAGCUUUAUGCCGCGGGAAAUGUGGUCGUGUGGAGCCAGGGCAGCGGGACGCAAAGCUCUAAUGUUUACAAGGCUUUCACUGUUGACAGCCCAGUGGAGCAGGCUUUAUGGUGCGACUUUGCUGUUCCCCAGAACAAGAAUGAAAAAGAAAAGGUGGAGCACACAGUGUGCAUCGUGCAGAAUGGCUGUGUCAACAUUCACAGUGUCACUGGGAAGGAUUUCCUUUCGCCUCUGCCAUUCCAGGUGUCAAAAGUGUGGCCAACCAAGUUUGGGCUCAUGCUGGAGCGUAAAAUCACAGCAGCCGACGGACAACACGGCGAAUCUCUUCCCACAGUGUUCAGCAUGCUGCAUCCGAUAGAUGAGGUGGCGCCAGUUGUUUGCAAACCAACAGGCUCGUCUGAAGGCUCUCGUGUGGAGUACAUGUCUGACUCCAUGAUGAAGAUCGUCUUCACUUGCUGCCAGCCUUCAAUAGUCGUCUCCUAUGACACCGUGCAGGGAACACACUCGGUGUGGAGUCUGCGUAAAGUCACGCAUGAGGAGCGCUCCACGGUGCUUCGGUGUCCUGCGGAGCCUUUCAGUGGACCUUUGGGCUUCCUGGCCACAGACUUCCUGAUGUCACACCUGCGGAACUAUUCCCGCCUGGACUCGCCGGGUGGCAGCAAGCCAGCCAGGUUGAAUCCGGCCGCUGCCCCGAGUGGUGCUGUUGCUGCCAGCUCUCCUUUGCACUACAGCACUCUGCACAAGCACCAGAGCAGAAUCCUCAUGUCCUCACCAGGAAUACACUCCCGUAUUCAUUCCCCAGGCAUAUCCAACAUGGCUGCCCUCAGUCGCGCUCACUCUCCGGGCAUGGCGGCCCCGUCCUUAUCGGGCGUCUCUCGUUUCAACACGACUCUCCACAGCUCGUCGCCCCGGGGCGACCACGCCAUGGACUCUCCCAACAGCACCCUCAACGAGACAGCGCUGGUUCCAGAGCUGCAGCCCAUCAUACCCGACCUCUGCAUGGAGCAGCUGUGGAGCGAGACGGCCGCGGCGCCUGCCACCUGUCACAGCCUGGACAGAGAGAUGAGUAGCCAGGCAUCCAAGGUUUUCCUAACCUCCGACCUCUGUGAGAACCGCUACCUCUGUUUCCUGGUGGAAUCGCACCAACAACUCAGGUGUGUGAGGCUUGUGGAGAGCAACGAUAAGUCUCAGUUUAUCUUCGCCUCGGUCACUUGUAUUGCUGCCAAAGAUGCUGAGCCUCUGCAGAACAUCGACACCAUGCUGGUUUUGGAGGCCUGUGGCAGCCUGGUUCUCUACACCGGCAUCACCCGAGUAAGCAAGGUGUUUGUUCCCAGCCUCCUGUCGUCCACUUUUAGUCUGACCAACAAUCGGCCCAGCACCUACAUGCCUCUGGAGCAUGUUAGCACGCCAGCUAAUGCCGGCAGCCGGCACCUGCAGAGACUGGAUGAGUCUGUGAUGCCCUCUCCAGUGUCAGAGCUCAGGGGUCCAAACAUGAAACACCACGAAGGGUCUUUUUUGGACGAUUACACCUUCCAGCAGGCUACGCCCUACAUCCAUGCCUUGCGGGACCCCGUCUGCAACCGUGUGACUCUGGAGCUAAGCAAUGACACCAUGCUGAGAAUCUCCAUCCCUGACAUUGCUACCUCAGAACUAGUGAGGAAAUGUCUUCAGGCGAUCCGUUUCAUCCUGCCCAAAGAAGCUGCCAUGAAGGUUUUGGUCAAAUGGUACACCAUCUUCAACGCUCCUGGAGGCAUCAGCGCCCAUGCCGAGUGGAACCUGUUUGUCACGUGCUUCCUGUCAUUGAUGGGCUACAACACGGAGCGCCUCACCUGGACGCGAAAUCUGCAAUUUGAAGUGCCGCUAUCGCCGGUGAUUGCCGCCAAGAAAGCUCGUCCCUGCGAUGAAGGCUCUGAUGAGGACUGGGAAUACUUGCUGGGAUCUCAAUAUCACAACCAGAUGAAGUCAUUCUUUGAUUGUGGACCGGCAGACUCCUCUGGUGUCAAAGCGACCCCCGCUGCCGACACAGAGGGCACGCCCUUAUCGUCGGCUCCAUUCAGUGCCUCUCCUACCUUGGACAAUUCGGCGCCUCUCUUUGCACACAUCCCUGCCCUCUUCAGUGUUCUCCACCUGCUUUAUCAGGAGCUGCUGCUCAACGAGCUCCAUCGAGAGAGGGCCUCGUCUCUGGUGUGCCUUCUGCAGCAGCUUGCCAGAGACCUGCAGUUGGAGGAGUAUGUGGAUCUCUACUGGCGAGACUACCCCUCAUUAGUGAGUGGAUUCACAGAGAGCUGUUUCAUAGACCAGUCUCUGAUUGGUCAUAUGCAGCAUCCAACUUUCCUGCGGGUGGAGCCUCCCUGUGUUUUCAGCUGGCUCAGUAGCUGCCUUCGAGGGGAGCAGGUCCCACCUUUCCCCUACCUGCCCGGCAUCUGUCACAGGAUUCGACUGCUGGUUUUGAGUUAUGCACUCUACGUCGGUGGCGACGACAACGCCACUUCGUCCAAUGUGUCGAAGUACCUAUUGAGGCUCUCCGCAGGCCAGAAGUCAUGUGCCGAUGAGCAGCAAUACAAAAGGCAAAGCAUUGUUAAUCAAGGCAAGUUCUGCAGUGACAGUCUGGCUGAGCAGCUGGUUGUCUGGCUCACAUCAGAAGGGUUCACCCUAAGGGACUUGGAGUCUGUCCCGUUCGGUGUGGCUCUGCCCAUCAGAGACGCCAUCUACCAUUGCCGAGAGCAGCCGUGUGCAAACUGGUCAGAGGAGGUUUGCCUGCUGAUUGGUCGACAGGACCGCAUCAGACAGGCCCACAAGAUGAGCCUGGCAAAGAACAAAGCUUCUUUAGGUUCAAGUUGGUCCUUAGAGCCUCCUGCGACCACAGAGACCGAGGAGGAGGAGGACGGAAUGUCGGACAUCAUUCAGGAGGUCACAGGACUGAUCUGGAGUCAAGAUCUGAGGGUCCAAGAAGUAAGGAGGCUCCUGCAGAGCUCAAGGCCAGUCCGGGUCAGCGUUGUCCAGCUGCCAGAAGUUUCCGACCAUGAAUACAUAGAAGAGAAAGAGAACAAACUCCUACAAUUGUGUCAAAGAACCAUGGGGCUCCCGGUGGGAAGAGGCCUCUUCACUCUGUUCUCCUACCAGCCUGUCCCCACGGAGCUUUUACCUAUCCCGAAACUCAACCUCACAGGUCGUGCACCACCCAGGAACACCACUGUGGACUUGAACAGUGGGAACAUUGACGUUCCUGCCAACAUGACCAGCUGGCCCAGCUUCCAUAAUGGCGUAGCUGCUGGACUCAAAAUCGCCCCAGCUUCACAGGUGGACUCGGCUUGGAUCGUCUACAAUAAGAACAAGAACCAAGAGAUGGCGAACGAGCAUGCUGGCUUUCUCAUGGCGCUGGGCCUUAACGGACACCUCACCAAACUGGCUACGCUCAACAUACACGACUACCUCGCCAAGGGCCAUGAAAUGACCAGUAUCGGCCUCCUGCUGGGUGUGGCUGCAGCCAGGCUCGGCACCAUGGACAUGUCAACCACCCGCCUGCUAAGCAUACACAUCCCCGCUCUUCUUCCCCCUACCUCUACUGAGCUGGACGUCCCACACAACAUUCAGGUUGCAUCUGUAAUAGGUAUCGGGCUUGUGUACCAAGGAACGGGACACCGACACAUUGUUGAAGUUCUCCAAUCCGAGAUAGGUCGGCCUCCAGGUCCAGAGAUGGAGUACUGCACAGACAGAGAGUCCUAUUCCCUGGCUGCAGGGCUAGCGCUGGGCAUGGUCUGCCUCGGGCAAGGCAGCAACCUGAUCGGGAUGAGCGAUCUCAAAGUCCCUGAGCAGUUGUAUCAGUACAUGGUAGGGGGGCACCGCAGGGCCCAGGUCGGGGCCAGCAGGGAGAGACACAAUGCUCCAAGCUACCAGAUCAGGGAGGGUGAUACUAUAAACGUAGAUGUAACGUGUCCCGGGGCCACCCUAGCCCUCGCGAUGAUCUACCUGAAGACCAAUAACCGGUCCAUAGCCGACUGGCUGAAGCCUCCAGACACUUGGUUUCUGCUGGAUUUCAUCAAGCCCGAGUUUCUUCUGCUGAGGACUCUAGCCAGGUGCAUCAUUAUGUGGGAUGACAUCCUACCUAAUACAGAGUGGGUCAAAAGUAAUGUACCUAAGAUCAUAAGGGACACUUUGGACUCUUCACAAGACAUCAACAUGGAGACAAGGACCCAAGCACAGGACUACAUCACAGCGGGAGCUUGCAUGGCGCUGGGAUUGCGCUUUGCCGGCUCCGCCAACUCCGAUGCCUUCGAAUGCCUGCACGAGUUUGCAAAGAGCUUCAUGAAGGCCAUGUCCCUUUCUGGUGCAGCUGCUGUGCAGCCGAGUUACUACGACCUGCAGACCGCCCUGUCCAUGAUCCUGCUGUCCAUGUCCAUGGUGAUGUCCGGCACUGGCAACCUGGAAGUGCUGCAGCUCUGUCGUUCCCUGCACUACCGAACCGGCGGCGAGAUGAACUAUGGCUUCCACAUGGCUCAUCACAUGGCGCUUGGCAUGCUCUUCCUGGGAGGGGGAAGGUACAGCUUAAGCACAUCCAACUCGGCCAUUGCUGCUCUACUGUGUGCCCUUUACCCGCAAUUCCCCUCACACAGCACUGACAACCGCUACCAUCUGCAGGCCCUGAGGCACCUCACUGUGCUGGCGGCUGAGCCCCGCCUGCUGGUGCCUGUGGACGUGGACACCCUCAAGCCCUGCUACGCCCUCUUGGAGGUCACCUACAAGAAGUCCAGGUGGUACGGCGAGACGACGGUGGAGCUAAUGGCUCCCACCAUGCUGCCUGAGCUGCACCUUCUCAAACGGGUCAGAGUAAAGGGUCCUCGCUACUGGGAGCUUUCUAUAGACCUGAACAAAGAGGCGCAGCAUCUCAAGUCAGUCCUCUCCAGGGAUGGGGUGUUGUAUGUGAAACUCAGAGCCGGACAGUUAUCCUACAAGGAUGACCCUCAGGGCUGGAAGAGCUUGCUGGCGUCUGCCGUCAACCAGCGCAAAUCAGGAGUGAGAGCUUUUAAGGUCGAGGACAUCUCCACCUUCACCUCCGAUCCCACCCUGCUCUCCUUUGCAGAGUUCUUCUGCAAGACGUCAGAUGGAAUGAAGCAUCGAGAGGAGACUGUGGCGUUGUUCUCAGCUAUGCUGUACGAAUGUGUAACACAUGAAUGUCCGGAGAUGCUGCCAACGUACAUCGCUAUUGAGCAGGUGGUGGGCGCUCUGUGUCGCGGGGAGCUGCAGCACAGCUUUUCUCUGUGGCAGAUGCGGCUGGUGCUGGACCUGUGGGACGGCAUGGUGCUGAGGCGCCCUGCCAACUGCCGUGUCGGACUGCUCUCGUCAGAGUUCUUACCUGUCAUGAAGAACAAGGUGGAAGUGGUGCUGGACGGCUGGCUCCAAGACAACAGCUCAGCCUGGAGCUUUUACAUGAGGGGCGAGACCCUCUCUGAGAACAUGCGGUGCCCCAUGUUGGCCUGCAUCCUGGUAUACCGCUCCCUCCCUCUCAGGAACACACAUCUGCAAGGCUGCACUUCAUUCGGCGACUUGUUGUUCAGGAGCAGCAAAUUGGGAAUCCCAAUCAGAGACUUACUAAGGCUCGCCCCGGUCCUCCUGGAGGCUGGAAGUGGACUUCAGACGCCGCCAGCACGCUGAACCUCUGAGAACAUACAUUUGGGAAUGAGGCCUGUAUUAUACUGUUUGUUGUUUUUUUAUAUAAUAUGUUAUGAUAUUGUAAAUAUUAGGCGGUAAUUUUGAUGGCCAGGUUGUCCAAUCGGCAAAAGAACUCAAUGCUCUGAAAAUGGAGAUCGUUCAUCUUGAUCAGGGGUGUCCAAAGUGGCCUGCAGCUUGUUUUAUAAUGGCCACAUAUUGUACAGACAAAACAACUCGGCCCGUAUAAGAAGAUUACCAUAAUUUCUGGACUAUAGAGUGCUUUUGCUUGAGCUAAAGCUCUUUAUCACACAGUAGUCCAGCCUUUCGAAACCCGCUGGUGAUAGUAGACAGUUGGCGGUCCAAGUAGUCCAAAAACAACAGAAGCUGAUCUACACUUGAUCAGACUUACUUAAGAUGUGUCAAAGAUUGCUGCAUAAGACUUCAAAACCUGAUAUUAGCUUCCCCUUCACUCAUUCACAUCACUACUUCCUGAAGCUGCACUGUAAGCAUCAUGGGAAAUGUAGUUUUUAAACCAUAAAUUAGCCAGAUCACUGUACAAGCCGCAGGGUUCAAAGCAUGAGAAAAAAGUUGUGGCUUAUACACCAGGAAUUAUGGUACACAUUAAACAAAGAAAAGUGAUAGUUUUCAUACCCUCAAAAAGGUGAGUAGUAAUAAUGAUAAUAAUGAUAAUAAUAAUAAUAAUAAUAAUAAUAAUAAUAAUAAUAAUAAUAAUAAUAAUAUUAUUAUUAUUAUUAUUAUUGAUAUUAUUAUUAUUAUUAUUAUUAUUAUUAUUAUUCAUUUCAAAAUCAAUAAUUGAGUCAAUAUUUUUCUGUAUAUGUAGCCUUCUGUGGAAAAGUUUUGGACCCCCCUGAUCUUGACGUAGCAGGUGUUGCUUCAAAUACGUUAACAGGAGAAUAAAGAAUCUGUAGGUUUCACCAUGAAAUGUGCUUUAUUCUCAUAUUUGCUGGUCAGUUUCAGGGAAAGGAGGAUGCAGAUGCUCAGCUGUUUACUUUCACAGGGAUGUUUUGUUGCCAUGACGGUCAUUCAGCGUGAGUCAGGCAUCAAAACGGGCUGUGACUUCAUUCCGGGUGUUUCCCCACAUGACGCGGGACUCGUAGUCUUUACGCGUCCUCAAAUUACUGACUCAAGUACCUUUGACUAAAAUGACCUGCCUUUCUAUUUCUUUUACUGCAAAACAUUUGCACGUUUGUUGCGUAAUGCCGCUGGAACCAGUGGUUGCAUUCGAAACACCCUUCAGGGUUCAUGCAUGUGGUAAAAAUUAGCUUUUGAGGGCUUACACUUGCUGGAAAACAAAGUUUGCACACGACACAUUCAAUAAGCUUAUGUCAAUAUUCAUGUGCAUUCACUUGCUGAACUCCCUCUAGGCUGCACAUAGGUUAUGUAAUAUAAAUGUUACAAAUCACAUACUACCAGUUACUGUCAUUUAUAUUCCAAGAUAUGACAUUUAUGAAUACAAUGAUGGUCAGAACAAAUUUGAAAUAAUAAUCCUAAUAAUUAUCUCAAUUUCCAUAACAUUUUUUCCCUAAAUACCUAUUUUGUUUUAUGGCCACAGAUGAAAAUAAAAUGAAAAAUAACAUAAAAUAAAACAGACAAAUAAAAUACAAAAGUACAAUACCUAAGAAAAAUAAAAUUGUCGUACAAUUAAAAAAGAAACAAAUAAAUUGCUGAAAAAAAAAAAAAUAAAACAAGCCGAAUUCAAGUAUUUAUAAAUGAAAUGAAAAAGUAAAAUGCUUAAAAAAAAUAAGAUUUCACUUUCAGGCCUCUUCCAAUCAUUGAUGCUGUAUUAUAUAUUGUUUAAUAUGUAGGCUGCCCAAACAGGGUAUAAACAGUAACAAAAAAGCCAGACAUUGGCGUAAAAAACACUGUAUUUAAACAGAAAUACAAGCCAUGCCACAGUGGAACAUUGCAUGCCUACUGAGGUAGUGAAAUAACGUACUCGCUUUGUAGUCUGGUCCGGUCAUAAUAUUACCAGCGUUGUAUGUGUAAUUGUGCCACUUUUGUAACAAUAAUAAAAGAAAAGCCGUAUUUGCGCAUGGGCCCGUGGUGGAGGAGGUUUGUACACGAAGAUGAUGAAGUUUGAUGCAUCCCACAAGCCUUUUAUGUAGAGUAGACCUUUCUUUAGUCUGAAGAUUAAACAUUUCUUGAAAAGAAACAAACUAUAACUUGGAUGUGUCAUCUUGAAAGGGGGGUGUACACUCCACCACUGGUGACACUUCAAAGCCCCAGAGAAGCGUUUGGAACUUCCUUCACUGAGUACGGCGGCGCGCGCUUGUUUUUUUAGAAGCCAGAGUUGCCGGCAGCUGUGAGAACAUUCCUCUGCAAAUGAGAAACAUGCAAACAAACAAGCAGGCGGCCCACACCCUCCUCGGUAAGCUGCAAGUCAGACUUCUACUGCACUCCAUUAAUACUGGUCCGUGCAAUGUAGUAUGCGCUAUCUCAGUGACAAGAUAGUGAGACCUCAACGGCUUGCUGAGCAUUGAGCUGACUGAUAGUGUGUGACAUGUGUGGUUUCCUGGAAGCGCAAGUUAUUUUAUCUGCUCUCCAUAGGGGGCCCUAGCCUACAUUUCUGUUUUUAAUUUACCCCUGCUUUCAUUUGUAUGCCACUCCUAUAUCUCGUGAAAGAUUUUAAACAAGCCAGACACGACAAGAGUGAACGCGUCUUUAAACGUUAAUGAGUUUCCAGCCUGUGAUCAAAGUCCUGCACUUUUUAGUGAAGUAUUUCAAGAAUGGGCGUCCAAUGUCAGUGUACAUCAAUAGAUGCUAAGCUACAUUUUAUCUUUGUGUUAUAGGUGACUAAGCAAAUUAGGGUUCGAACUAACAGGGGCGUAAUGGUACAGCAGCUUCUCGCUCCGACUCUGUUUUGAGGUCACGGCUCGGUUAAUUCUUGGAACACUACGGGUACAAAAUAGAAACCUUUAAACGACUUAACCAAUAGAUAAAAAUAUUGAAUAAAAAGAGACGUACUAUAUCAUAAUUUCCAAGGUUUCUUUUUAGGAAAGUGAAACAACGUAGGUACUGUAAGUACAACAAUAAGAUUUGAAACAAUGUGAAUGAUUAUUUUAUUUUUAGCAAAUGGAAGUUCCUUAUUGGCUGAAGUGCAGCAUGAAUACUUUCUACUUUUGUCGUAUCUAUUUGUCUUUGUCUUUUUGUGUCAGGGCUGUACAAACUUUUUCCACCGAGAGGGCUUACUUUUAAUAUUUAUAUAUUUUUUAAAAUUCCAAUAAAAAUACUUAUACGUGUAUUUAAAGGAAAAUCUUUUUUAUUAUUAGUUAAUUGUCUCAACAUCAUGCCUUUUCGCUCUAUUUUUCUAUUUUUUGCUGGGGUUUUUUUGUUUAUACAUUUGGCUUGAUUUGCACCUGGAAAGCGAAGUAUUACCAAACAACGGAAGUGUCUCCAAGCUCUGUCGCUAGUCAUGACUCCAGCUAGCUUGUGGACGUUUUCGGCGCGGUUCCACACCUCCCCUUUCACUGCAGUGGUAAUGCACCCUCCCCGGGCUUGUGGAGGUGCCCUGCAUGACAGAAUCUCCGCUUCCGCUGCGACUACUUCUUCACCUCUCAUGACCGCUAGUAUUUGAUUCACGAGUAAAAGAAUGACGCGAGAAACACUUCCCGUUCUUCACUUUUAAUGCAUAUUGCGUGAGAAUUCCAGAAUACGAACAAGAGUACUGUAACACCCCUAAUAUCUAAUAAUGUAUCUCAUUAUAAUGAAGUCAUUUUAUUUGGACAGUAUGCCGAGGGUCGGUUAAAAAUGAGCUGUGGGCUGAAAAUGUCGCACUUUGGACGCCCCUGCUUAAAAUUCUGAACAUCCCAGUCACACUGGGGAGACCUCGUGCAGGACCACGAGACUCCCUGUAGGGUUUACUGUAGUUCCGCAGCUUCCUGCAGGCAAUCUUUUUUUCCCGUCCUUCGCUGUUUGGACUCAUUUCAUUCCAAUGCUUUCUUUCUUUUUUGUGUUGCUGCAGCCGUUGAAGGCUGUUUUCAUCCGUCUACAUACUUGUAAUAACUUCCUUACUGAAGUUGAUGAGUAGUUUCUACACACCCUUACAACACACGCUUGCUCACUGUUGCUUCAUCUUUCAUCAGAUGUUGCAUAGAUCUUUAAAAAAGUAAGAGUGGUUACACUUGGACUGGCUGGAAUCUAAUUCUGUUUCCAUGUCCUCCUUUUUUGCUUGUUUUUACCGGAAAUUUCCUUCUGGAAUAGUUCACAUUCUUCCAAUGCAUUAAAUAUUUAUCCAAGCGGUUGGAAUGCUUUCGCACAGAACACGGUGUCCUCCACCCUCAUGAGGCUGCAAUAACAGCACAUAGAAAGAAUGCCAUGAUCACGAUCAUGGCAUUCUUUCUUUCCUGACUGCACUGUGUUCUUUGUGUGUGUUUGCAAACAACUUCAAUGCCACUGUGAGCACGCUGCUUCCAGUAAGACAAUUCGUGUUGUGUGUUGUCACAAUAAGACAACGUGGGAGCGCCGCGGUGAGCUUUUCUCACCACGCAGGUGCAUUGAACCUGUACUCGGCACACAAACACCUGAAGCUGAGAAAGGCUAACAUGCAUCAGGUGACAACAUGCACUCAAACAUGCACACUUGUGUCUCUAAGAAAAUGCACACUCAAAGGUCACCUGCAAAAUAAAAUUGAAUGAGAUCCAAAAUGAAAAAUCAAUGAAAUAGUUGACAGAGUGCAUUGUUUGAGUUCCUGACUUAGCCCGUUCCGCAACUUGAUUCCACACACAGAAAUGCUGAAGGUUUUUAGUGUAGUCCGUGCAUAUAAGUGGUUUAGGUUUAAUUUGUCCCUAAGAUCAUAUUUCUCCUCUUUUGUUGAGGAGAAUUUAUAUAUAUAUAUAUAUAUAGUAUUUUAUUAUUUUUUAUAUAUUCUAUUUUUAGUACUUUUUACUUUUUUUAUUCAAACAUAUAAAGUACAUAUUCUCUAAAAUGUAUGCAUUUAUUAUUAUUGUUAUAUAUAUUUUAUUGAAUUGUUGUAUUUAUUGUAUAUUUGUAUUGUAUUAUUAUAUUUUAUUUUUUAUUAUAUUCUCUUUUUGUGACAUUUUUGUAUUCAAACAUAUUAAUAUUGAAUGUGGAAGGAUGUCAUCAUGUCUGCACUUCCCCCCCCCCCUCACCUUAACGUUGAGGUCACCACAGCGCCCGCACACACACACCUACACACACACACACACACACACACUGAAAGUUACAUCAGCUCCCAGUCUGUUGCACACGUUCUCAGGAAUUCAAACAGGUAUGACAUGACAGUUUGGUUAAAAUGGAGAAGUGUAAGUCCACUUUUGUCAAACCUUCGUGGCGCUAAGAGUCCAAAAAGAGCACGGUGGCACAACUUCUUUGACUUCCUCUGUGUGCACAUGAAAAUAAGAUGAACGUUCCGGGUUGUGACUCAGGGCUGCUUUUAAUAGCAUCUGCAUAUGGAGAGGAAGUUAGAUUAACACACAUCUCGCCUUCUGAUGCUAGUUUAGCUCUUUGUUCAAUGACUACAAGUAUAAGUACUGUUGCAUUACAUUUUACUGACACUCAUCAGUACACUGGAGGAUAACUGCUUUAGCCAAAUGGUGUUCUUCAUGGUUUACUAUUUGAACACCAUCUUCAUGAAGCCAACCUCACCACUUGGAGCAAUGAUCCCGCUCGCCUCCUGGAAACACUCGCAAUAAAGCACGCCCAAAGCACGUUUGAAGUGAUUGACAAGAACGGUGGAGCUACUCAUCACUGAGUCCUACUGAGAAGAUUUUUUGUUCUGGUUUGGAGAAUUAUUUUCUAUUUUUGGAGCGAUGGUGUGAAACUUUUGAUCAGCUGAUAAACAGUGUGAUUGUUAUUUUCAAGAAAUGGCUUUUUCAAAGUGCUUUUUGUCUCGCUCCCCCUUCUUGCUUUUGCAUAUUGUAGCUCUACUUGAAACCUCAUUAAGAUCCAAAUGUGCAAAAUGCAAAUUCUAGCAAUUUUUCAACUGGUAUUAAGAUUUUGAUGAGGUCUGUAUACAUUUUUGCAUAUAUCAUUAUAGUUUGUAUAUAUCAUUUAACUAUUUAUUGUUAUUCUUUCUUUGAUACAUUUAUUAAACAUCUUACAUCCUGAACAUCUAAAAUACACAGAACAUGGAGGAAAAGCUCAUGGUGCACCUCAGGGUUGAUUACUUGAGCCCCCAUUCCCACCCAUGACUUAUGCAUACUGUAUUAUGUAUUGGAUCCACACAGUGGUGUGAAAGUGUUUGCCCCUUUCCUGAUUUUUUUUUUUUUUGUCACGAUUAAAUGUUUCAGAUCAUCAAACAAAUUUAAAUAUUAGUCAAUGGCAACACAACUGAGCACAAAAUGCACUUUUUAAUUGAAAGUUUUUGUUAUUAAGGGAGAAAGAAUCCACACCUAAAAGGCCCUGUGUGGAAAAGUGAUUGCCCCACUGUUAAAACAUAACUGCGAUUAAUUGAGAUCUUUCAGUCUGAGGAAGGUUAAAAAGUCAUUUCUCAAGCUUUGAGACUCCAGUGAACCACAGUGAGAGCCAUUAUCCACAAAUGGCAAAAACAUGGAACAGUGGUGAACCUUCCCAGGAGUGGCCGGCCAACCAAAAUUGCCCCAAAAGUGCAGCAAUGUCUCAUCCAAGAGGUCACAAAAGACCCCACAACAACAUCCAAAGACCUGCAGGCCUCACAUACCUCAGUUAAGGUCAGUGUUCAUGACUCCACCAUAAGAAAGACACUGGGCAAAAACUGCCUGCAUGGCAGAGUUCCGAGACCAAAACCACUGCUGAACAAAAAGAACAUUAAGCCUUGUCUCAAUUUUGCCAGAAAACAUCUCGAUGAUCCCCAAGACCUUUGGGAAAAUACUCUGUGGUCUGACGAGACAAAAGUUUAACAUUUGGAAGGUGUGUGUCCCAUCACAUCUGGUGUAAAAGUAAUGCCGCAUUUGAGAAAAAGAACAUCAUACCAACAGUAAAAUAUGGUGGUGGUAGUGUGAUAGGCUGGGCCUGUUUUGCUGCUUUAGGACCUGGAAGACUUCCUGUGAUAAAUGGAACCAUGAAUUCUGCUAUCUCCCAAAAAAUCCUGAAGGAUUUUUGAAGGAUCCUGAAGGCCAUCUGCUUGUGACCUUGAGCUCAAACCAACUUGAGUUCUGCAGCAGGACGAUGAUCCAAAACACACCAGCAAGUUCACCUCUGAAUGGCUGAAGAAAAACUAAAUCUCUCCCUUAAUAAUAAAAAGUUUCAUUUAAAAACUGAAUUCUGUGUUCACUUGUGUUGUCGUUGACUAAUAUCUAAAUUUGUUUGAUGAUCUGAAACAUUUAAGUGUGACAAACAGGCAAAAAAAAAAAAAAAAAAAAUCAGGAAGGGGGCAAACACUUUUUCACACCCCUGUAUGUAGUUUAAAAAUGCUAUUAGUCUUCUUACAACCUCGAGACCAACCAAAAAUACCCACAAUAUUGAAGAAAACUGUUUCACUGACACUGAUGGUGUACCUCAGGGUUUACAACUUGAGCUCCACUAUUUACCCCCCUAAAUUUUGCUUGUAUUUAUAAUUAUAGUUGUCAGUAUUUAUUGUUGUGUUGGAUGCAGAUUUUUGAAAUGGGUGUGGCCUUUUUCUGAGGGCAGGGCCUCUUUGGGAAGCAUUUCUGAAUACUGAACUUGCUCGAACUAGAACUCAGCGUUGAGGAACUGAAGCACCAGCGGGCUUGACGAUGUAACGCAAUGUAUCCUGGGACAUCUAGCAAAACACCGUGUUGACGACAUGGUGUUUCACAUGCGUACAAACAAUAUUCAUUUGUUGGAUGAAUAAAUGUACGUACAUUGAAGAAAUUGGCUGUAAAAGUGACUAAUCCUAAUUUACUAUCACACUGUAUGUUGGAUUUCACAUCUACAGUCAUGUGACUAACAUCCAGCUUUCUGUCUUUCCACUAUGUAUUUCAUAUUUAAUACACAUCAGUGAUUCAAUUGCUAAAUGUGUGCACAAAUCAACUUUUUUUUCAAAGUAGACAUGAAAUCUGCCUAGCAACAAGUGGCCUGGUGGAGUAACAGUUCUGUUGAUGUCUGCUGCUGCUCCCCUCGGGAAGAAAAAUUCAAUUUCAGUUCAUUUUUAAAGGAAUACUUUUUGUCUGUGUAAUUUAAAACUUCAAGGAAUUACAAUUAAGACACGUCCCAUCAAUAAAUAACACCACGGGUUGUUACA
Messenger RNA from Dunckerocampus dactyliophorus (ringed pipefish), 14259 nucleotides. RefSeq names its product anaphase promoting complex subunit 1 (gene anapc1). The coding region runs from base 171 to 6101 and encodes 1976 amino acids. Gene Ontology annotation, molecular function: molecular adaptor activity. Gene Ontology annotation, biological process: anaphase-promoting complex-dependent catabolic process; metaphase/anaphase transition of mitotic cell cycle; protein K11-linked ubiquitination. Lineage: Eukaryota; Metazoa; Chordata; Actinopteri; Syngnathiformes; Syngnathidae. The transcript is spliced from 53 exons. Gene Ontology annotation, cellular component: anaphase-promoting complex. The record is from RefSeq and is a predicted model, not a curated record.